Molecule: messenger RNA, 1266 nt
Organism: Copidosoma floridanum
Lineage: Eukaryota; Metazoa; Arthropoda; Insecta; Hymenoptera; Encyrtidae
Gene: Wnt10
Product: Wnt oncogene analog 10
Biological process (GO): canonical Wnt signaling pathway; neuron differentiation; multicellular organism development
Cellular component (GO): extracellular region
Molecular function (GO): cytokine activity; frizzled binding
Source: RefSeq, a predicted model, not a curated record
AUGCCUUCGUCGGGACGACGAGGAGAGGACGUCCAGGAAGGGACGCCGCCGGCCAUACCGGCGAGGACGAUAGCCGGGAGGCUUCUCGGAGCCCUGCUUUUGCUCGUCGUCCUCCUCGAGCAACAGCCACGAGCGAGCGGCCUGAUGAGCAAUUCGGUGGACGAGUGGGUGAGCAGUAACGCGGUGGUGUGCAACGGCAUACCGGGCCUGACGAAGGAGCAGCGCGAGCUCUGCCAGCGUAACCCGGACGUGACCGUAGCGGCGAUCAAAGGCCUCCAAAUGGCUGUGGCCGAGUGCCAGCACCAAUUCAUGUGGCACAGGUGGAACUGUUCCUCGCUCACGCCCAGCAGCGUCACCCAGCACAGCAGCGUCAUCCUCCAGAGAGGUUACAGGGAGACUGGCUUCGUGUAUGCUAUUGCGUCGGCCGGAGUGGCGCACAGCGUGUCCCGAGCUUGCAGUAUGGGCAGAUUGAUAUCCUGCGGCUGCGACCCCUCGAGCUACACGGGCAAAACGGCGAAACCCGGUUCCGGCGGUACCCAGUGGAAAUGGGGCGGCUGCUCGCACAACCUCGACUUCGGCAUGGAGUUCUCGAAACAGUUCCUAGACGCCCGCGAGGUCGCCGGCGACAUUCAGUCCACCGUCAAUCUGCACAACAAUCAAGCCGGCCGCCACGCGGUGGCGAGCAACAUGCAGAUGCGGUGCAAGUGCCACGGGAUGUCGGGCUCGUGCGAGCUCAAGACCUGCUGGAAGGUCGUGCCGGAUUUCCGAAUAGUCGGGCGCACCCUGAAGAACCGCUUCCGCAACGCGGUGGCCGUCGUCCAGAGCAACUUUGGCAACGUGACGCCGCUCAACAGAGCCCGGGGCGGCUCCCGCAGGCGAGGGGGCGGCAACGCCGGGGGAGGUGGCGGUAGGGCCGAGCGCAACCAGCAGCGCCGACGGCGGCAACGACAGCAGCGCAAGCAGCAUCGGAGGAACUCGGGGAGAAAGGGCCGGAAGGCCCAGAACUUGGCGAGCCAGCUGUUCUUUUACCAAAAGUCGCCCAACUUUUGCGAACGGGAUCCCCAGUCGGAUAUUGCGGGGACCUCGGGGCGCAGGUGUAACCGGCCCAGCGCGGGGGGCGACGGCUGCGCUUCCCUCUGCUGCGGACGGGGCUACAACGUCGUGCGCCAGCGCAGGGUCGAGAGAUGCGGCUGCAAGUUCCACUGGUGUUGCUUCGUGCAGUGCCAGAACUGCACCGUCGAGGAGUGGAUCACCGUGUGCAAGUGA